GAGGGCAGCUUCGGAGCGAGGGAAGUCAGUUCGAUUGGGUGGAGGUUAGAGCAGCGCAAUUUCGGCCCGAAGCACGUGAGCCAUAAUUUUUUGAAUGUUAACAUGCCAAACAGCAGCAAAUCGGCUAUCACUCUCAUUCGGACAUACACACGCUACAUAAUGGAAGCAGAGGAGCGGCCCACGAAGCUGAGGAAGCUAGACACACAAGAAACUGCUGCUGAAGUGACAGCGGUCACUCCCUUGCUGUCGGACGCUACUGCCACCCUCCCAGAGUCAUGCACUGCCGAACCAUCACACACCAGUAAGCCAGAAGAGCAUACUGCUAAUGACGCAGAUUCCGCCGCCGAGGCUUCUGAAGAUGAGCAUGAGUCCGACGGUGGCGUAGCCACGGAGCCACAGCAUCCUUCUCAAGAAAAUGGCGAGCCCGCAAAGCCCAUGUCCAAGAACCAAAUAAAGAAACAACGCAAACGGGAAGAGUGGGAGGCUGCUCGGGACUACCGCAAAGUCAAACGGAAGCAGAAAUUACAAGAGAAAAGAGCCAGGAAGAAAGCGGCACGAGAGGAGGCAGCAGAACAGGAACAACAGGAUGGAGACACUGCGCCAGAUCUACAACUACAACGACAGCCCAAGCCCAAAUACCGCCGUCCGGUCCAGCUGCCCGUCACGAUCCUGAUUGACUGCGGCUUCGACGACCUGAUGAUGGAGAAGGAGCGGAUCUCGCUCGGCUCGCAGAUCACACGGUCCUACUCGGACAACUAUCGAGCUCCGUUCCAGGCGCAUCUCGUAAUAAGUUCGUGGGGAGGACUUCUCAAGGAGCGGUUCGACACGGUCCUAAGCAAGCACUAUCUCAACUGGAAGAAUGUGGUCAUCGAAGAGAAUGAUUUCGUCGAGGCGGCGAAGAAAGCGGACGAGUUCAUGCGCGGUCCUAGCGGCGGAAAAAUGGCUGGGAUGUUCGAACGAUUUGCCGCUCCCGACGGAGUUGUCAAGCACGACGACUCUGAGAAAGUCGACGGUAACAAGGUUCAUGCCUCGAACGGAAACCGGGUUGAAGUUGAAGCACCAGACCCGUCUUUGAACACUGCCGAAUCCGUUGGGUACACCUCGACGAUACCAGAGAAUCCAGAAUCUGCACAAAAAGAUAUCCCUCCUUCAGACUCUACAGGCCCGCUAGAGCACACCGGCGAGAUCGUCUAUCUGACCUCCGACUCGCCCGAGACUCUGACCGAGCUGUCGCCCUACUCGACGUACAUCGUCGGCGGCCUGGUCGACAAGAACCGGCACAAAGGCAUAUGCUACAAAAUCGCGAAAGAACGGGGCAUCAAGACCGCCAAGCUGCCGAUCGGCGACUACCUGAAGAUGGCGUCGCGCAAGGUCCUUGCUACAAAUCACGUCGUCGAGAUCAUGAUACGUUGGUUGGAGUGCGGGGACUGGGGCGAGGCUUUCAUGAAGGUCAUUCCCAAGAGGAAAGGCGUCAAGUUGAGGGAGGACGAGGACGAGCACGAUCAGCAGGACAGUCCGGCUACUAAUGACAACGACGAGGUUGAGCACGACGACGCGGGAGAUCAAGAAGAGGCCGAUGACAAGCCGAUAGAGGCCUCCUCCUGAACAUGCUGCGGAGCUUCUAAUGUAGAUCUCGUUGGCACGAUAAAUCUGCGACAUCAUAUAGACUGAUGGAGUCUCCACGGCUAAGGCCAUAGAACAAGGCAGCCAGCCCUUUUGUUGUACCGAAACUUCCGUCGCAUUCCAACGCCUACUACCUGCCUCGCAUUACUUCGUAGUCUCAUCACAUAACGCUACAAUUUUCCAUCGAGGACUUCAUCGUAUCAAUAUAUCCGGCCUCAGUUUCAGCCUCUUCUUCCAACGCACCUGGCUUUCUCUUGACGCCCUUCACAGUCAUCGUCUGUUCUCCGACACCGUGCCACCACUUCAUGACUUGCAUACUCUCACCGUCCACAUCCACGGCAUCGAUCCUCCAUCUACCUCCACUCACAUCG
Exophiala viscosa is the source of this 1994-nucleotide messenger RNA. RefSeq names its product guanine-1-methyltransferase-domain-containing protein. Bases 103 to 1605 code for a protein of 500 amino acids. Gene Ontology annotation, molecular function: tRNA binding. Gene Ontology annotation, biological process: tRNA N1-guanine methylation. Gene Ontology annotation, cellular component: nucleus. The record is from RefSeq and is a predicted model, not a curated record. NCBI's taxonomy places the organism in Eukaryota, Fungi, Ascomycota, Eurotiomycetes, Chaetothyriales, Herpotrichiellaceae. The transcript has a single exon.